AAAACAGCCUUUGCUUCGUCAAAAUCUACCAGCUUUUGCUUUUAGAAACCGAACCAGAUAAAGAUACAGAGAAAACACCACAAAAUAUACAGAGAAAGAAAACGAUGGAGAUACUGCAAGAAGAUGAAGAGUACAACUGGAGAGAAGUAAAGUUGCCUUCAUUGAUUCCAGUAAUACCCGAACCAGGGCUAGAAAGGGAGACGGGGGAGAGAAGGAGAGGCAGAGACAUACUUAUAGCUAUUGAUCAUGGACCUAAUAGCAAGCACGCUUUUGACUGGGCUUUGAUUCACCUUUGCAGACUAGCUGACACCCUCCAUCUUGUCCAUGCUGUUUCGAGUGUGCAGAAUACUGUUGUUUAUGAGACAAGCCAGCAGCUCAUGGAGAAGCUUGCCGUAGAGGCUUUGCAGGUUGCCAUGGUUAGGACUGUGGCUCGGAUUGUGCAAGGGGAUGCUGGAAAGGUAAUUUGCAAUGAAGCAGAAAGGUUAAAGCCUGCAGCUGUAGUGAUGAGUACCAGAGGCAGAAGCCUAGUUCAAAGUGUACUUCAGGGUAGUGUGAGUGAAUAUUGCUUCCACCAUUGUAAAGCAGCACCUGUUAUAAUCGUUCCUGGGAAAGGUACUGCUUUCAAAAUUAAAACCUUUUGUUUAGUUAGAACUGUCAUGGAAUUUUUAUCAAGUUCAUAUAUUUAUUAUUGAUUUCCAGAAGAUGGAGAUGAAUCAUUGAUAUAGCGGAUUCAGCACUUGAAGGUCACGGAUUUUGUUCGAUUGAUUGAGCAGGAUAGUAAGGUUUUGAAGAAGUUGAUUGUCAAUAUGUAACAAGUCAUGUAUGGUGGUAAUUAUUUGUGGUGUUUAAUAUGUAGUAAGGAUGUGUAUUAUAUGUAUAAUUACUACACAUUUGAAUGAUUAUUGUUGAAGUUAGCUAUA
Molecule: messenger RNA, 920 nt
Organism: Populus trichocarpa (black cottonwood)
Lineage: Eukaryota; Viridiplantae; Streptophyta; Magnoliopsida; Malpighiales; Salicaceae
Product: universal stress protein PHOS34
Exons: 4
Coding region: 105-692 (195 amino acids)
Source: RefSeq, a predicted model, not a curated record